This is a messenger RNA of Erpetoichthys calabaricus (reedfish), 1892 nucleotides long. RefSeq names its product cytochrome P450 2J2-like. NCBI's taxonomy places the organism in Eukaryota, Metazoa, Chordata, Cladistia, Polypteriformes, Polypteridae. Gene Ontology annotation, cellular component: intracellular membrane-bounded organelle; cytoplasm. Gene Ontology annotation, molecular function: oxidoreductase activity, acting on paired donors, with incorporation or reduction of molecular oxygen, reduced flavin or flavoprotein as one donor, and incorporation of one atom of oxygen; heme binding; iron ion binding. Gene Ontology annotation, biological process: xenobiotic metabolic process. The transcript has 9 exons. The coding region runs from base 182 to 1684 and encodes 500 amino acids. The record is from RefSeq and is a predicted model, not a curated record.
GCCAUUUUAUAUCAAAUUUCAUUCCCUUGCAUGGAGACCCAUGUUGCUCUCCACUCCUCCCCAUUGGGCUCGUGCAUAACCGACGUCACAAGCUGUGCCCGAUCCACGUUUGCUGCACAAAGUUCGUCCUCUUCAAGUUAAAGGCAGCCUGACAGCCGAGCGGUGCGCAUUUCAGUCCGCAAUGUCGGUGUGGUGGCUGUGGGAGCAGCUGGACGCCCGGAGCGCCCUCAUCUUCGUCGUGGUUCUGUUAUUUGUGUCCGAUUACCUGAAGCACAGAGAUGGCAAAAACUUCCCACCGGGUCCUUUUUGGGUGCCGUUUGUGGGAGACUUGUUUAAAAUGGCUUCAGAUCAUCCGCAUCUCUACAUGGCAAAGCUUACAGAAAAGUUCGGAAAUGUCUACAGCCUGCGAUUUGGAGGAAGUAAAAUCGUGAUUGUCAACGGGUACAAGAUGGCCAAGGAAGCUCUGCUGACACAAGGAUAUGCCUUGACUGGCCGGCCACAACCUGCUGCUUAUGACAGGAUCUACAAAAUACCCGGCCUGACGCUAAGUAACGGGUACACCUGGAAAGAGCACAAGAGGUUCACUUUGACCACGCUGAGAAACUUUGGAGUUGGAAAGAAGAGCUUAGAGUCCAUCAUCAUGGAGGAGGCAAAGUUCUUUGUAGAAGCCUUUGAGGAAGAGAGAGGCCAGCCAUUUAAUCCUCAUUAUACGAUUAAUAACGCUAUCUCCAACAUCAUCUGCUUGAUAGUCCUUGGUCAUCGAUUUGAGUACAGCGACAGCCACUACCGAGAGAUCCAACAUCUGAUCAACAGAGGCAUUGUUUUGGAAGGAAGUUGGUGGACUUGGGUUUACAAUGCGUAUCCCAGGAUUAUGAGGUACUUACCAGGGCGUCACAACGAGCUUUUCUCAGUUUAUGGCAAAGUUCUGGUCUUUCUGAGAGAAGAAAUCAGAAACCAUAAGGAGGACUUGGACCCAACAUCCCCUCGCGAUUACAUUGACACCUACCUCUUGGAAAUCGAGAAGCGCAAAGACGACCCUGCAGCUGCAUUCAACGACGACGCUCUGUGCUCCAACACCUUAGACCUUUUUGUGGCUGGAAGCGAAACGACUGCCACCACCCUGCGCUGGGCUCUGCUCUUCAUGGUUCUAAACCCACAAAUACAGGAGAAGGUCCAAGCUGAGAUUGACAGUGUAUUGGGCCAAACUCAUCUGCCGUCGAUGGAGGACAAAAUCAACAUGCCAUACACCGAGGCAGUAGUUCAUGAGAUCCAGAGGAUGGGCGACAUUGUCCCUCUGAACCUUUUUAAAAUGACAGUGGAGGACAUGACAAUUGGAGGAUAUGCAAUUCCAAAGGAUACGGCCGUGCUCAUUAAUCUGAACUCGAUCCUCAAAGACAAGAGCGAGUGGGAGACCCCCAACACUUUCAAUCCUGCCCACUUUCUCACCCCUGAUGGGAAGUUCCGACGAAGGGAGGCCUUUAUGCCUUUCUCUGCUGGAAAGCGAUCCUGUCUGGGAGAACCACUGGCAAGAAUUGAGCUCUUUCUCUUUUUUACAUGUCUCCUGCAAAAGUUCACCUUUUGUGCCCCUGAAGGGACAAACCUGACAUUGGAUUCUAUAAGUGGUUUUACACGUGCGCCUGUGCCAUACAAAAUCUGUGCCAUCCCUCGUCAUCAAAUUGCUUGAGAUUGGCUUUCCUGCGUUACUGUUUAGACAUCAAAAUACUUUUACGAGAAUCUAGUUUUCUUCCUUUUUACAUAUUCAUUAUCUUAAUUCUGAAUCUAUACGAGUGGCAAACUGUUACAUUCCUUCAAUUUACAAGAAUGUGCAGUCAGAGAAAUCAGAUUUGAAUUUCUUUCCAAUUGCUUGGUCAGCUUAGAAAAGCUUUCUCUCU